AUGGAUGUCUUCCGUGUCUACACAUAUUCAACGGCCGCAUGGCUUUCAUUGCAGGGCCUGCCUUUGCUACUAGGCCCGAUGAUCGAGGUCUACUUUGCUCGCUGCCUUGGAAUGGGUCUUUUGACUAUCGCAGUAUUAACUGUGAUGCUAACGGGCUCGAUUCCGCUCAACGCCACCAUUGCCGAACCCGUGUCAACAGAAGAUUCGGAUCCCAAGGCCCCGUAUGCUCUACCAACUCUGAUGGUUACUUCGGUGCUUCAUGCUUCGUCGGCAUUUUACGCGUACACAUGGUAUGCCACCGGGGGUCAAGGAGCAUUUGCUUUAGCAGUUUUGGGGAAUUCUAUCCUUGCGGCCAUCGUCCGCACCUCACUCCUUGCUCGGGUACAACUCCCCGCCGCUUCAAACACACUCCCUUUCUUCUCCGCAUCGCCAAAAGCAGCGUCCAACUCCCCCACAGCGCGUACGAAGUACACACCCAGGUUCAUGGAUUCCAACUUGCAGCAGACCCCCUCUGCUCGGGCCUUAGCGUCGAUCGAAAGUAUUGGUGAAACUCCAAACUUAGCUGGACAGCUAGGCUCUUUCCCCCAAAACGCGCAACCCUUUGCGUCAUUCCGCAACAUCGACAAUGUCGCGGCGCGGCCUCAUCUGCACAACUCCACUCGAACCCAUGACACGAUCACCUUAGAGAACAAUGUACAUGAUAGUUCAAGUGAUGACAUUUCACUCUUGCCAUCGGCGGAUUCGUCCUUUCCGCAGUCCGGCUAUGAAGGACUAGCACAAGACCCAAUGGCCGCAAGUUUCGCAGGCCAAUUGCAGGGUAUGAGACUGGUACCAGAGCCGCCAAACUUGGAAUAUUGGAGAAAUCGGUUAUUCCAUGUGGAUGAAAUGAUUACGCUGAGCGAGGAUGAGUUCCAAACCUACUUCCCACACGUCGACAAUGUCUACUCUCAUCGUUCAACACAACGAUACAAACGCAGGCCAUUCGUAUCUCAUUAUUGGGACUGUCGCCUCAAAGGUCGCCCUCCAGGAACACCAAAGUCCGACGACCCAAACAAAAAGAAACGUAAACGCACCGCCAGAGAAAGAGAUCUCUGUGAUGUGAAGAUAAAAAUCACAGAAUACUUACCAGGAGCUGCUACGGUUGAUAGAGCCGGCGGGUUCGAAUCUUUGCCUGCCGACCUAUUGCCAGGAAGGCAUACUUUAUUUCCAGUCCAAGGCGACCAGCAUUUUGGUGUACUUGCACCAAGCCCCAACCUCGCACCAAGCCCUCCAGGAACAGGUAGCAGAAGAUAUUAUACUAUACAGCGAGUGAAUGGUAAUGGUGCAAAUGGGAAGAAUGAUGGCGUGAGCGGGGGUCAUCGGCACACACUCGAAGAGAGUGAUCGUGUCAAGAAGAACAGUGUACAGCGAUAUCUCUUGAAAGAUAAAGGGAAGAAAAAAGGCUCGUUCCGAGUCAUGUCUGCACAGCAGAAAUCAUACCACACGAAAGCGACAGGCCCAGCGGCUGUGACCGCAGUGAACCGUUCCGCCGAGACGAAUCUUAAGUUAUAUGGGAGUUGCUUUUGCCCCUUUGUCCAGCGAGUAUGGAUUUCUUUGGAAUUGAAAGGUAUUCCAUACCAGUAUAUUGAGAUCGACCCAUAUGAAAAACCCCAGUCUCUGUUAGAGAUCAACCCGCGAGGGCUUGUUCCUGCAUUGCAACAUGAUGACUGGGGUUGUUAUGAAAGCAGUGUGAUUAUGGAAUAUCUCGAAGAUCUGAAGCUUGGGACGAAUCUUUUCCCCCUGGAUCCGAAGUCGCGUGCUCAUUGCCGUUUAUGGGCGGACCACAUCAACCGAAAUAUUGUGCCGAACUUCUAUCGGGUGCUCCAGGAGCAGGACCCACAGAAACAAGUUGAAAAUGCCCAGGAACUUCAAGAUGCUUUCAAUCUGCUCAUCACAGCAGCGCAUCCAAGCGGCCCGUAUUUCAUGGGAACCCAAAUCUCCUUUGUGGAUAUCCAAGCCGCCCCAUGGGUCAUUCGGCUGGCUCGGGUGCUGAAGCCUUAUCGGGGUUGGCCAGAUCCCGAAGGGGGAAGCAGGUGGGCUUCGUGGGUGACUGCCAUUGAGACCAAUGAGCAUGUUCUUGCAACAACCAGUAACGAUGAGCUAUACUUGGAUAGUUAUCAACGCUAUGCAGAGAACCGCCCAAACACGUCCCAAGUCGCAAAUGCGAUCAAUUCCGGACGUGGUCUCCCGUAG
Molecule: messenger RNA, 2232 nt
Organism: Penicillium waksmanii
Lineage: Eukaryota; Fungi; Ascomycota; Eurotiomycetes; Eurotiales; Aspergillaceae
Product: glutathione S-transferase family protein
Exons: 10
Coding region: 1-2232 (743 amino acids)
Cellular component (GO): cytoplasm
Source: RefSeq, a predicted model, not a curated record